Symbiodinium pilosum is the source of this 786-nucleotide messenger RNA. The record is from the annotation of a GenBank genome assembly. Lineage: Eukaryota; Dinophyceae; Suessiales; Symbiodiniaceae.
AUGCACUUUGACCCUUUGCCUACAUUGCAAGCAAGAAAUCGCUUUGUGGAAGAGAUGCUGGCAGAGGUAGAACAGAUAGCUGAACGUAACGCAAGUUAUCUGAGAAUCUGCCUCAGCUAUUACCUGGUCAACAAAAUCCCAGGAUGGAGGCACAUCAGAGUGUGCUGGAAUGAGGUCAAUCCAUUGCGGUACAUGGACACUCGUAGUCGUGGUCUGAGGGCUGCCCAGGAGGGAAUGCCUCAGGAUUGGCUGCAGCUAGCGAGGAUGAGCUUCUACGCAAUGUUAAGAUGCUUCACUUUUAGCGGCAAGUGGGUUGAAUCAUGGUGGUUUCUCAACACUCUUUGCCAGGAAGCCGUCGCCCUUGCUCGAAAGUUGUUCGAGCAUUCAGACCCUCGUGGCAUGAUCGCACUCGCAGUAGCCGAAUGGCUCCCGGCUGUAGCUCAGUUGGAGAAGAGCGAAAUUUUCAAUAAAGAGCAGAGAGACAAUUUUUACCACCACCUCGAUUAUUUCAGCGACAAGGCUGAGCAGUUGUGGACGGACCUUGCCGUCACAUGCCGCAACUGCGGAGUCAAAAACAAGUACUACUGGCGUACGGAUUGUUGCGAAGAGUGUGAGGCUGCGCAGGAGUUGCUCAAGAUCCAGCAUCAGCAAACCGCAUCCGAAGACACGCCCUCUACUUCUGCUCGCCAGAGCUCUGAGACAGCUGAUGCCACUGCAUGCACGGUGAUUAGCCCCCUUGAGUGCCACCCAUGGCGCAUGGACAAAUUCGAUGCCCGCCUGCAGUGA